Messenger RNA from Linnemannia hyalina, 1698 nucleotides. NCBI's taxonomy places the organism in Eukaryota, Fungi, Mortierellomycota, Mortierellomycetes, Mortierellales, Mortierellaceae. The record is from the annotation of a GenBank genome assembly.
AUGGACGACUCGUACGAUCAAAUCAUGGACGACGUUGACGACCACGGUCUCACAGCCAACCAGGGUGCCAACAUUGAUAUCCUGGAGGAGGAAGACACUCACCCCCGCCGGUCAUCCUACCACCACAGCCAUGACGAUGCUGGCCGUCGCCGCGGUGAUGAGAACAGCGGCAGCGACCGGGACCGGGAACGUGACAGCAGGGGCGAUGAUUACCACCGUCGCCGCAGAGACUCGCGCGAUUAUGGAUCCAGCGGCACGCCUGGUGCCUCUGGAGCAGAUGCGACCGCUGCAGUAGUAGCAGGAGGAGCAUCGAAAUCGGCGGGAGGUCGCAGUCGCAGCCGAUCGCCUGCUGGCGGUCAACACCACGAGGAUUCCUAUCGCGGUGAACACCGUGCAUACGAGACUACCAGUGGCUCUCGGGAUGACAAGUAUGAGACGGAUCGUGGGGAGCGUCGUGGAUCGGAUUAUGAAAGGGCGCCACGUGGAGGACGAUCGAGAUCUAGGAGCCCUGUUGGGACAACUUCGUCUGGUAGAGUUGCGCCCGGCUUUUUGAGGGAACGACGCGUCUAUGUUGGCAACCUUUCGUACGAUGUUGCCUGGACUGAUCUCAAGGACUUUAUGCGCGAAGUUGGACCGGUGGCACACGCAGAUGUGCUCUUGGGCCCUGACGGAAAGUCAAAGGGCUGCGGAGUAGUCGAGUUCCAGACUGCAGAGGAUGCCAAGACAGCCAUUCGUAAGAUGAACGAUGUGGUCCUCAGGGGCCGCCCCGUUUUUGUCAGAGAGGACCGGGAAUCUGGAGAGAGAAUCGGAGCCUCUGGUGGCCGUGCUCAGUCCUCUAGAUCUGCUGAUGUUGCCAUCCGUCAGGUCUUCGUUGGCAACCUGCCAUUCUCAGUUCACUGGAAGGAUCUGAAAGACAUGUUCAGGAGAGCAGGACCGGUCGACAGGGCGGAUGUCUUUAUGAACGGCGACAUGCGGUCUAAGGGAUCUGGUAUCGUCUUAUUCGAGAGAACUAGCGACGUUCAGCGAGCCAUUUGCGAUGGUACUGGACCAAUGAGAAGAAACAGGAGAUCCCAUAGAGAAUUUUGGAAGCAUCCCGACAAUGAGGCCUUGUUGACUUUUGCCGAGACCAGCCAUGGAAAGGAGGACCAGCACCAGUAUGCCGACACCUGCUCGCAGCUUCGUGCAGACAAGUUUGGACCUCAGGCGGGAUCUCGAUCUUCGCACCGUGGAGACGAUUACAGACCCAGCCAUGGCGGAUACUCAGAAUCUCGCGAAUCGCGUGACCGUGGUUAUGGCUCGACGACCAGCAGUAGCCGUUAUGACGAUUAUAGACGCGAGAGCAGCUCUGGCCGGUCACGCGAUUACUAUGACAGUGGCAGCCACGGCCACUCGUCCUCCUCCCGUAGCGGCCGUCAUGACGAUAUGUCGAUGGCCUCUGUUCCCUCUGGCCCAGCUGCCGGCUCUGGCGACCGCAUCUAUGUCCGCAACUUGCCUUUCACGACGACUAAUCAGGAUUUGAGGGACUUGUUCAGGAUCUGUGGAUCGAUUCGGUCGGCAGAUGUGUUGAUGCAGGAUGGUCGUGCCAAGGGAUCUGGUGUUGUCCGGUUCGAGUCCUUUGAGUCUGCCGACAAGGCCGUUGCCAAGUUCAAUGGAUAUAGCUAUGGAGGCCGCUCGCUCGAGAUUACCUACGACCGCUAA